AUGCUCUUUUUCUUUAGACAAUUGAGACAUAUUUUUACUCAAUCGCAUUCAAUUUCUCAACAAAUCCGAUUAUCACGUUGUGCAUUUUUCCAAUUAUUAGGUUAUUUAGGAAGUUGUGUUGUCAUUUCGUUAGCGGCUCAAUCAAAGUACCUAGAAUAA
Naumovozyma dairenensis CBS 421 is the source of this 159-nucleotide messenger RNA. It is a transcript of the gene MCO6, whose product is annotated as Mco6p. The transcript has a single exon. Gene Ontology annotation, biological process: outer mitochondrial membrane organization. The record is from RefSeq and is a predicted model, not a curated record. Bases 1 to 159 code for a protein of 52 amino acids. NCBI's taxonomy places the organism in Eukaryota, Fungi, Ascomycota, Saccharomycetes, Saccharomycetales, Saccharomycetaceae.